UUCAAAUCAAAACAUCUAUGUCCCAACUUUAGUUCCUACUGCCCAAUACAACUUUAUCAAAUACUAUUUUUAAAAACAAACAAAAGCUUCUUUCCCUUUUACUUUCCUUAAUCCAAUUCCAAACUCCAUUAUUAGUAUUAUUAUCUUAAUAAAUAGAUCCAAUAUUCAUUUGUUCAUCUUUCCCUUCAUAAUUCAUUAGCCAUGACUUCCUCAGAGAGCUUAAGUUUCUUUUCUCCUGAAUAUACUUCACCUAAGAUGUUUCCUCGAACACCGUCACCACAACCACCAACACCAGCACCAACUCAUAAACGUGGCGUUCCAUCGCCUAUGAGCCAAAUCAUGGCGUCAAAACAAGCCCUUAAUCAACCUUUAACACCAGAAAUGUCACUUGAAAUCAAGAAUAAACCAAUAGUACAAUAUGUUGUGCCACGACAACGUAAACGGACCAAUCCUGCAGUGUGGUGUGCUGCAAUACUAUGCAUGAUGUUCAGCUUACUACUAAUAUUAUUUGGUAUUGGAACACUAGUCAUUUUCCUAUCUAUCAAACCAAGAAAUCCAGUGUUUGAUACAUCUAAUGCUAGCCUAAGUGUCAUAUACUUAGACUCACCUAAGUAUAUGAAUGGUGACUUCACAUUUAUAGCAAAUUUCACCAAUCCAAACAAGAAACUUGAUGUAAGAUUUGAGGAGUUGCUCAUUGAACUCUUUUUCUCAGAUAGCCUAAUAGCAACACAAGUUCUUCAACCAUUCAGUCAGAGGCAACGUGAAACGCGACUAGUAAAAGUUCACAUGAUAUCUAGCUUGGUUUAUUUGCCACCAAUUUCAGCUUUCAAGCUACAAAAGCAGGUACUUAGCAACAGAGUUGUGUAUAAUAUCAGAGGAACUUUUAAGGUCAGAGUCAAUAUUGGGCUAAUUCAUUACUCUUAUUGGUUACAUGGGAGAUGUCAAUUAGAGAUGACAAGUCCACCUACUGGUGCUCUUAUUACACAUAGUUGUAGAGCAAAGAGGUGAAAACAAGGGCGCAAGAUUUUAACAUCAUAAUUUUUUUUUAUUUCAUUUUUUCACCGAGCUUGGACCAUGUCUCUAAAAUGUUUUUUUUUAAAAAAAAAAAAGAUGAUUACUUUUGUAUAUUGCAUACUUUAGUACAGCAAUUUGAUUUGAUUUGAUUUGAUUUUCCAUAUUCCUUCUAUUAUGUCUCUAAUAAUAACGGUACAAAAAUUGUUG
This is a messenger RNA of Solanum dulcamara, 1221 nucleotides long. RefSeq names its product NDR1/HIN1-like protein 6. Lineage: Eukaryota; Viridiplantae; Streptophyta; Magnoliopsida; Solanales; Solanaceae. Bases 202 to 1008 code for a protein of 268 amino acids. Gene Ontology annotation, cellular component: plasma membrane. The record is from RefSeq and is a predicted model, not a curated record. The transcript has a single exon.